GGGAGUAGGCGGUGGCAUCCGCGGAGCCGGGCGUCCAGCUCUGCGGCCGUGGGCUGUGCGGUCGGAGCUCGUCCCGGCGUCUGGGCUGCCAGGCCCGAGAGGAAGCGCUCCAGGCGGCUGGAGGGCGGUGCGGGGCGGCCCGGGGAGCUGCGGUUGCCUCUGCAGCACCAUGUCCUGGAUCUUCAAGAGGGAUCCUGUUUGGAAGUAUUUGCAGUCUGUCCAGUAUGGAGCCCAUGGAAAUUUUCCACGACUCUCAUAUCCAACUUUCUUUCCGCGUUUUGAAUUCCAAGAUAUUAUCCCUCCAGAUGAGUUCCUAACCAGUGAUGAAGAGCUAGAUUCGGUUUUAUUUGGAACUCUGAGAGGUCAUGUUGUUGGACUACGCUAUUACACAGGAGUAGUAAAUAAUAAUGAAAUGGUUGCAUUACAACGGGAGCCUAACAACCCCUAUGAUAAGAAUGCGAUUAAAGUAAACAAUGUGAAUGGAAAUCAGGUUGGCCAUUUAAAGAAAGAUCUUGCAGCUGCUUUGGCCUAUAUCAUGGACAACAAGUUGGCCCAAGUGGAAGGGGUAGUUCCUUUUGGUGCAAACAACACUUUCACCAUGCCCCUCCAUAUGACUUUUUGGGGAAAAGAAGAAAAUAGAAAAGUGGUUUUAGAUCAGCUGAAGAAACAUGGAUUUAGAUUGGGUCCUGCAACCAAAACUUUAGGAUUGAGUUUGGAGAAUGGUUGGGGCUCUGCACGAGCUGGGCCAAGCUAUAGUAUGCCAGUUCAUUCUGCAGUACAGAUGACAACUGAACAGCUUAAAACAGAAUUUGACAAAUUGUUUGAAGAUUUAAAAGAAGAUGAUAAAACUCAUGAAAUGGAGCCAGCUGAGGCUAUUGAAACACCAUUGCUUCCACAUCAAAAACAAGCUCUAGCUUGGAUGAUUUCACGAGAAAACAGCAAAGAACUUCCUCCAUUCUGGGAGCAGCGAAAUGACUUAUAUUAUAAUACAAUAACAAAUUUUUCUGAGAAGGAACGACCAGAAAAUGUUCAUGGAGGAAUUUUAGCUGAUGAUAUGGGUUUGGGUAAAACACUUACUGCCAUUGCAGUAAUUCUUACCAACUUCCAUGAUGGCAGUCCUCUUCUUGUUGAAAGACCUAAGAAGAAUCAGUCAAAGAAGGAACACAAGGAAUGUAGUUUUAAGAAUGAAUCUAUGAAACUUGGAAGAACUACUACCAGUGAAAAGGUAGAUGGACUAAGCAAAGAGGCAUCUAGAUGUAUUGAAGAACCCGGUAUUUCAGACAUCAAGGAAAAGAAUAAAUGUUCCAUGUCAGAAUUAUCUAGUUUCCGCCACAAAAGAAGAAAAAUUGCUGUUCAGUAUAUUGAAAGCAGUGAUUCAGAGGAGAUUGAAAAAAGUGAAUUGCCACAGAAAAUGAAAGGCAAACUGAAAACUGUACAAUCAGACACUAAAAGUAGAAUAAAAGAGCUACCCAUACAACAAAAAGGAAAGUGUUGAAAAAAGGAACAUCUAUGGUGGAAGGUACCAAGAAAUCUGAUGUUGAAGAGAGAACAAGAACAACACUGAUCAUCUGUCCACUUUCUGUGUUGAGCAACUGGAUUGACCAAUUUGGACAGCAUAUAAAAUCAGAGGUGCACUUGAAUUUUUAUGUUUAUUAUGGUCCUGAUCGUAUUAGAGAUCCAGCCUUGCUUUCAAAACAGGAUAUUGUUUUGACUACUUACAAUAUUUUAACUCAUGAUUAUGGAACUAAAGAUGAUAGUCCAUUACAUAGCAUCAAGUGGCUAAGAGUGAUCCUGGAUGAAGGACAUGCCAUACGAAACCCAAAUGCUCAGCAGACAAAAGCUGUACUUGACUUAGAGGCAGAAAGAAGAUGGGUAUUGACAGGUACUCCCAUCCAGAACUCUUUAAAGGACUUGUGGUCUCUUCUGUCCUUCUUGAAACUCAGACCAUUUCUUGAUAGAGAAUGGUGGCAUAGAACAAUACAGCGUCCUGUCACAGUGGGCGACGAGGGGGGACUGAGGCGUUUACAGUCUCUAAUCAAAAAUAUCACACUUAGAAGAACAAAGACAAGCAGAAUCAAAGGUAAACCUGUUUUGGAGUUACCAGAACGAAAAGUGUUUAUUCAGCACAUUACACUUUCAGAAGAAGAGAGAAAGAUUUAUCAGUCUGUGAAAAAUGAAGGCAAAGCUACUAUUGGAAGGUAUUUUACUGAAGGGACUGUCCUUGCACACUAUGCGGAUGUCUUGGGUCUUUUGCUUAGAUUGCGGCAGAUUUGUUGUCACACUCAACUUCUUACAAGUGCAGUAUCUUCAAGUAGUCUCUCCGGCAAUGAUACACCAGAAGAACUGAGAAAGAAGUUAAUAGGGAAGAUGAAGUUAAUUCUGAGCUCAGGUUCUGAUGAAGAGUGUGCAAUCUGCUUGGAUUCUUUAACACUGCCUGUGAUAACACAUUGUGCACAUGUAUUCUGUAAACCUUGUAUUUGCCAGGUCAUUCAGAGUGAACAGCCACAUGCUAAGUGCCCUUUAUGCAGAAAUAGUAUACAUGGAGAUAAUUUAUUAGAAUGUCCUCCAGAAGAAUUGGCAUGUGGCAAUGAGAGAAAGUCUAAUGUGGACUGGACGUCUAGCUCCAAGAUUAAUGCUCUGAUGCACGCUUUGAUUGACUUACGGACAAAGAAUCCCAACAUAAAAAGUUUAGUUGUUUCUCAGUUUACCACAUUCCUAUCUUUAAUAGAAACACCACUUAAAGCUUCAGGAUUUGUGUUUACUCGUUUGGAUGGUUCCAUGGCCCAAAAGAAAAGAGUUGAAUCAAUUCAGUGUUUUCAAAACACUGAAGCAGGAUCUCCGACUAUAAUGCUGUUGUCCUUAAAAGCAGGUGGAGUUGGUUUGAAUCUUUGUGCAGCUUCUCGAGUAUUUUUAAUGGAUCCAGCCUGGAAUCCUGCUGCUGAAGACCAGUGCUUUGACAGAUGCCAUAGACUUGGCCAGAAGCAAGAAGUUAUCAUCACAAAAUUCAUUGUGAAGGAUUCUGUUGAAGAAAAUAUGUUGAAAAUACAAAACACAAAAAGAGAACUUGCAGCCGGAGCUUUUGGAACCAAAAAAACCGAUGCUAAUGACAUGAAGCAAGCGAAAAUCAAUGAGAUCAGAACUUUAAUUGACCUGUAACUUGGGGGACUUCUGUGAGGUCAGCUUGAUCAGAUACCUAAGUUUUGGAUUUGAGACGCAUUUAAGAGCGAAAUGUAAAGAGUAUUCCUUCUAAAAGGGACAUAUUUUAUAUUAGUAAAGAGGUGUUACACAAAAUCUCCUCUAUUAUGAACCUAUUUUUAAUGAUACUUCAGAUAGCAAUAAAGCUCCAUUGUACACUGUGGCCUAAAAUAAGUUCUUUGGGAAAGUUAUUCAACUUUUCAUAGUAUCUGUGCUGAGUAUUUUCAUAUAUCUUCUAAGUACUCAGCUUUUUCAUACUUCAACUAAGGUCAAAGCUUUUAUACUUUUGACCAAUAGUUUUUUUGUUUUUUUUUUUUUUUUUCUAUUUUGGAAAUACUUGGUUAUUUUCCAAAGCCUCUGAUUUAUGAUUCAGUGGAUCUGUAGGCCUUAUAAAUCAUUAACAAACAUAUAUGCAGACUAUUAAGAGAGAUUGACUUUAUUGGACUUUCAAAAACUUAUUUGCAUUCCAAAACCAAACGUUAAAUGAGAGACCAAAGUUCAGGUGAUCAAGUUACUUACAAUUUUUUUUGUAGCUUCAUUGAGAGAUAAUUUAGAUGCUACUUGAAUUCUAUCUUCACAAAAAUAUUAGGGACCGUAUCAGCAUUGUUUGUCCAUUUUAGUCAGGUGGUACUACAUUAUUUAAAUGUAAUGAUAUUAACACAGGGUGUAAAUACAGUCUGUAGGGGCGAGGAAACCAGACCUACCCAAUUUGAUUUGAAUGCUUAAAUUAUGAAAUUUAAAUAGAUAUUUCUAUAAAUACUUUUUAUUUAUGUAGGUUUUUGGGAAGUAACUAUAAAUUUUUAUAAUUCAGAGGACUACUACUAUAUGUGAGAGGUGGUAAAUUGGAUGGAAGCUGAGCUGAUGACUUCCAAAGUCAUUUCAACUCUAAAGAACAUCUUAAUCCUGAGUAUAAAAAUUCAUGUAUGUUUAGAAUCAGAAUUUUGGAUUUUCCUUUACCCUUUUUUUGUUAAUAAGAAAACUAUUUGCCACAGUAUAGAUGACUUUUGGGGUCAUAUUUAAAACUAAUAAGCAAUCAGGGGAGGUCAUCAGUGGUUUCAUUUCCCUGAGGGAUUUUCCUUUGUAAUCCAUAGUAGUAGUAAGAAAGGGUUCAUGCUGUAUGACAGACAGAAGAACAUUUGAGAUUUCCUGUUUACUUUAGAAGAGACUUGCCUGAAAGAGCUUAGAAACAGCAUUGUUAUAAGGUACCCAUCUAAGGUAUGUGCCAGAUAUCUUACCCACUAAGUCCUCUCCAACCUGUUCUUGUUCUAAGGGAACAGCAGAUAAGCUUACAAGAAUCUUCCCAAUACUGUUUCUCAGAAGGUGAGACAGGGAUUAGUUUUCAUCAAGACUUUUCUACAGAUGAAAGUGGAAUAAAUUGGGACUGGCCUGCUAGGAUUAGGAGCCCUGGGGAAAAUGUUACCAUGUAGUUCACACAAAACAGAUUGAUUGAACUCCCAUUAAAUAUGGUAUUAUAGUUAUGUAGGUACCCAUACUCCAUUGAGAUAAAAGUAUAAACAGAUUUUGGACAAAACAAAAAAUGUAGCACAGUCUUCUCAAUCACAAAGGUGUAAACCCUUUCAAACUCACUGUAAUUGAAGGCAGUUUCCUUCUUACCCAAACCAUGAGAGAGUUGGCUUUACAACACGUAUCGUUUGUCAAGUGAUUUAGAAAAUACCUUUUUGUUUUUGUAGCAUAUCAAAUGGUGUUAAAUUAAAAAGUCAGUUUAUCCUAAGACAUACAAGCCAUUGGAAUGAAAAAACUUCACAUUAUGCUAUGCUGUUAAUUCUGUUUUAUUGCUGCAUAGAAUAGUAGCUUACAAAUACACUGAAAACACUGUGUUUCCAGUUAUGGUUCAAACUGAAUUUUGUGUUUCAGACUGAAUUUUGCUUUAAAUUUAAAAAUAAAAACCUCAAAAAUAUGUUAUCUUCCUUGGUGUCAUAAUUUGGUGACUAUAUUUAAACAGAAAUCAUCAAAUCUCAUGUCUGUAAAGAUGUUUAUGUUGAACAGUUUUUUAUUGAAUCAUAUUAAAAUAUUCUAACAAUU
Molecule: messenger RNA, 5238 nt
Organism: Nannospalax galili (Upper Galilee mountains blind mole rat)
Lineage: Eukaryota; Metazoa; Chordata; Mammalia; Rodentia; Spalacidae
Gene: Hltf
Product: helicase like transcription factor
Molecular function (GO): nucleic acid binding; ATP binding; hydrolase activity, acting on acid anhydrides, in phosphorus-containing anhydrides
Source: RefSeq, a predicted model, not a curated record